GCCCGCGCUGAGCCCUGCUCGCCGCCGGGAGGGCGGGGCGCGCACAGCCCGCUGUGAGGCUUCGGGCCCGCCGCCGUCUCUGUCUGCUCGUGUGCUCUCCGGCUUCUUUGCGGGGGGAAAAAACACCAAAACCCUCACAUAAAAUGAUGAAUCGCCGCAGUUCAUGGGUGGUGUUUGAGGAGAAGCCUGGCGCUUGGCUGCCCCCUCGAGCUGCCUCAGUGCCCGCUCCUCGUGGCCGGCACCAUGUCUGGUCUCGGGUCAGGUCCGGGCUGGUACUGCUCGAUCAGGGAUUGAAAACCUUUAGGAUUUUAUGGCUUUUUGUUUGAAUUAUCUAGAAAGGAGAAGAAAACAAGGCUUUGUAAUACGAUCCAUACACUGCUUGUCAUCGCUUGCUCACUUUAGGCUUCUUCCAGCACGAGUCCUGGCUGAUGGGGCUGUGUGUUAGUUGCACAGGAGGUGGGCCAGAUGGCCUUUAAAGGGCCUUUCCCACUCACACAAUUCCACGAUUCUACAGUUCUUGAGGAUGUGAAGGGUGGCACACGGUCAGUUGAAGUCCUCUGCAUGGCAGUCUGCAGUCUGCAGGCGUCAGCCUUCCAACGCACUCCCUUACAGUUGCAAUAAGUGAUGAAGUUACUGUAAAUAUCUUUGCUUGAUCUCAUCCUCUUCAUUGAAUAAUCUGCCUGUAGCCCAGGUUCAGGCUAAUUUUAAAUUUCUCAGUGGGCAAGAAGCCUACUCCUUCCUUCCCCGCCUUCACACCUAGCUGUCAAUCUGCAGGAGUGAAUUCAGGCCUUUUCUACCAGCUCUCGUACCUGUCCCUCUAGUUCUGGCAAGUCAGACGUGGUUCAACAAAACUUCAGAGCAAGGAAUUCCAAAAGGAGAGUUAUCUUAGUGCUACAUCUGUGACCAUGUGGUCAGGACACCCUCAGUCCUGUAUUGUCUCACUGAUGUUGACCAUGGGGAAUUACCACUGUCUCUGUCCUUUUAUGAGCUACUGAAACAAGAGAGUGGAAUGCAUUUGAGAGUUUAUGUUAAAGGUACUAUGCACAAAGAGAUAAUUUGGGUAGAAUAUUAAUACUUUGCAGGUACUGCUGCACCAGUAAAUAAGCUCCUUGCAAAGAUAUUCCCAUGAUAGGAAGUGUCACCAACACCUGUGGCUGAAGGCUGAAUCUUUUUCCUGCUGUAUGAGUCUCCACAGUUUUCAUAAGCUCUCUGUGAUCUUUCCCAGAUGUUCUUUUUGCAUGUCAGAAGCCUCACUGCUGGGAGCGAAGUCAAACCACCAUGAAUCAGAAUGGAGUUUUAUAGAAUGGUGUCAUUGGUUCUUCUCAUGAAAUUUAGUGAGUGUAACAGAAAGACAAAUUGCAAGAACUUUUUGUUGCAAUUUCUCUUCUCGUGAGCUCCUUGGAAAUUGGUGGGCCUUUUUCAAUUAAGAGAGUACAAACGUGAGUCCAUUGUGUGAGAAUGGGAUCAGAACGAGUGAGCAAUCUCAUAAAGCACAGGAAUGUUUGAAGGAGGUUGUGCUGGGUGACAGCAGCUAAUGCACUGGAAGUCAGUGGAAAUACUCCCAGCGUAGCUCCAGGCUGUUUGUUGCAGCCCCAGAUUAUACUUCAGCAAAGUGUUGGAAGCACAGAAUGACAUUCUUCAAAUCUUUUCUCUGCAGGUGCUGUUGAGUAAUGCUCUUUGUUUGUUUACGGGGAGAACUAAGAGUAGGCCAUGGAGAUUUCAUAGGAAGGCUGUAAAUGAUUCACCAAGAUGUUUGCAAAAGCAACAAGGAAUUUUGUGAGAGAAACGGACAGUGGAGGUGACUUGAUCCCUGUUUCCCAUUUGAACGCCUCAGACAAGCUGCAGCUUCUGAGCUUAGUUACAAAGAGGAAGAAAUUCUGGUGCUGGCAGAAGCCCAAGUAUCAUUUCUUGGCAGUCUCGUUGAGUGAUGUGCUUACUGAAGACAAACCUAUAAAACCAGUAAUCGUGGAAUCUGACUUUGCAAAAUACAUGGGGAAAUUUGAAGAUGUUGUCCAAGGAAGUAUUGAAACUUCAUUUGGAAAGAUCAGCCUGGGAGCUGGAGCAAAGGGCUGUGUGGAAAGCCAGUCCUCCUUUGGGAACCUGAGGAAACAAGAGGUUGACUUGCAGCAGCUUAUGAAAGACGUCAAGGACAGAAUGAUAAAUUUAAAUAGUAGUUUACUGCAACAAGUAAUAGAACGAAAGCGUGAAGUACUGUGCAUCUUGAGGGAGAAGAUAAUAACAACACAAAGGUGUACAAUAUCUGAACAUAUCCAGACAGAAGAAAAAGUCAGCGGUCUGCUGGGAUGCAGUACGAAGAUAGUGCAGGUUUCAGUGAGUGACAGUGGAAGUAUGAUGAAGGAUUCCAGCGUGAUUCUCGAGAUUCCUCCUGCAACCACUAUUGCCUAUGGUGUAAUUGAACUGUUUAUAAAGUGUGAUGGGCAGUUUGAAUUCUGUCUGCUAGAUGAACAGCAAGGAGGUUUUGAAAGAGAAAGCUCAGAAGGUUCGACGUCACCCCACUCAGUGCUGUUCAGAGAUACUUCGUUCCUGUAUCACCCAGAUGCUGUUGAUAAUGGGAUGCACUCUGGGGCUGAAAGCCCCAUUCCCAGCCACGCUUCUUUAAGUGUGUUGAAAGAAGGUCUGUCACAGCUGAAGGCUCAGUUCCAACCCUUUGUGAAGCUGCCAGAAGACAAGCAAAGAGCUUUAUAUAAAAGUCUGUGCGAACUCCUGCUGCAUGAAGAAACAUUAACUGCCCUGGAAGAUGUGUUAGAUGCUCUGUGUGCAGGAGACAAGCCAGACCUGAAGGAGUUAAAACCUGCACAGCAGCAGGACCUGGCUGACUUCCUCCAGCUGGUGGGGUGCAGUGUACAGGAUGAGCUAUUGUUGCAGAAUUAUCAGCUUCAAGAUGAAGAACUGCUCUCAGCUGUUCACCUCCUCAUCAGUGCUAUCUCUGAGCUGUCUGAUUACACUCUUGUCCUGCUGCGUGCCUGCUCUGAUCUACAGGUUGUUCCGGCAUUGUGUUGCUUGCCUUACAUCGCUUCAGCUGAUGGCACCUUGGCACUGAGCAGUCCUUUGGUGGCAACUCUCACUGACACAGGAAGAUUUGAUGUCGUGCAAAGGCUUUUUGCUUCAACGAACAUUAAUUUGGAGAAGACAGAGUCUUCUGUAAAAGCUGUAACUAUGAGAGAACCCAGAUUCUUCCCACUUGUUCUUUAUGUUGCGCUUUGCGGGCUUCACAGUUUGAGUGGGGCUGUAGAGGAGCUUUUCUGAGCACUUACUGCCCUCCCUGUCCUUCCUUGUGUAGCUCUGCAGUGUAGCGCUGAUGCUUGUGAGCAUGUGAGAGCCCUGGGGUUGAGUUCUCAGAGCACUGAAGCCAGGUGGCACAGGGCAGCACAGGCAAGGAGUGAGCACACUGCUGCUCUGCAGCUCCACUAAGGUUUGUCUGCAGUGGAAAAUACAUAAAUAAGUAAAUAAGGGAUGCAGGGGAAGAAGGGAAAAAAAAGAUGAGCCUGGAAGAGAAAUUGAACAUAGCUAUUCUGAUAGUUGUCAGAACUGCAGAGCAGUGGAAGCCUGAUUGCUUGCAUUAAUAUGUGUGGGAGAAAACUGCAAAGUACAAACUGCUUUUUGUAAGCAAGCGAGCAAAAAGGCUGUGGAAAUGUAGCAUUGUGCAAUGCAGUACGUGCUUUGCUCACUCAAGACCUGACGUGCAGAAUACCUUCACUCUGGAGGACGUGAAGUGGAGGGCACUUCAUUAGGUUUUUCUUCAUUAAGUGUAGUUUGGCUUUAUGGAUGUGAGCUGCACACUGCAGGAAAUAAUGAACUCUUUUUUCUUUUUUUCCAAAACUGAGACCACCUUAGGGAUUUCUACCUCUUUUCCAAUAAGUUUUUACUAAGCUUAGCAAGUUUCAGCUGCUUACAUUGUAUUUUGAACUUUCUCUUUGAGAUACGGUGAUGCCUUCUGGUAUGUGCAUAGCAGAAGUCCUUGCUGCACUCCACAAAGCAGUCAUUUUACCCAUGUGACGCUGUCAGUGUUCUGCUUGUCUUUCACUAACAGCAGAGCUCUAUAGCACAGUUAAUGUAAAGCACUUUGUGCUUUGAACUGUUCUGCCUUUUUUUGAUCAUAAUUUUCUGUGAUCAUGGAAAUGGGACAGAAGUGCAGGAGAGAUCACUGUAAAUGCAGGAAGCUGUUCCAAUGAAGCAGGCUCUUGGUGCUUUUAGCCAGCACUGAGGGAUGGUUGACAGUUAGGCACCUGGAAGGAGAGGUGCUCAGACUGAGGUGGUGGUGUUUCAGUGUCUCAUUUGUAAUGUGAGUGUGAAGUGAAGCUGAUAGUUUUGGCCCAACGCUGCACUGGUGCGUACAGAAAUGCCCUGAGAGCACCUUACCCUGCUUGUGUGAGUUGUGUGUCUGUACAUGGGAAGGUUUGCUUUUGCCAACUGCUCGUAAGCAAGUUGCCUCUGUAAUUGUUUUAUCAGAAUUUUGUAUUUAAUGGAUGUAUUUCAUGGAUGUCAGGACAGUAGAAUAAUUUUAAAAGUCAAUUUGCGUGAUUUCCAUUCAUCCUUUUUCUGAUUCCAGUCCUUUUCUUGGCUUUGAAAGUUGGUGCGUGCAGACAGCAAGAUGUGUGUGACUCCAUGUAGUGCUGCUGUCCACGUACCCUGAUUUUACUCUUGUUGUAAGCCUUGUAUGUGCUGCACUUAACUGCUUUCAGGGUUGGUGGCCUGUACUGAACAUGUAUGAGGGGAUUUGUUUGCAUAGGAAAAAGACCCCCAGGUAUUCUAUAGAAACUGUUACAAAAAAAGGCAUUGGUUGCACACGGCAGCCACCAGGCGUGGGUCUGCCCUCUUAUGUGCUCUCUGUCCUUCUGAAAGUAGCAUCUUUCUGCACGUGAACAUUCAAAAUAGCUCAGGCUGGGGAUACAUAAAUCCAAAGAGGCAGCAGCAGCAAUGAGUCUCUCUCUAAGUUUUGUUCUGCCCUUCCCUAAGCUAAAUGAGGAGAGCCUCUUCAGGGACCCUGGCUGCACUGAUCCAAAUGAAUUCAGAUUCUACUCAGCGCAUCCUGGCUGAAGCAGUGAUUGCUUGUGACAGGCUGGCCUCGUACAGAAAGCGCUCCUUCAAGGUUAGCUGGGGUCUUGCCUAGAAAACAGAGGUGGUAAGAGGGCACUGGGGUCCUUCAGGAGAGGUUGGCGCUUUGUUUCACUCUGUCUCUCCCUUGUUGCUUCCUGAUACACUUGCCUUCUACAGAAGGAGGAAGACCCCUCAGCUUUGCAUUUCAGAAUCACAUCGGGAUAAGGGAAGGUGAGGUCAGCAGUUGCUUUUCAGUCUCUUUGAUUUAUUUUUUAUUUUUGUCUCCAGCAGCCUCAGCCUUGAUGUAACGAGUAAUGAGUGCUCACCUUGUGCUGCAGGCCUCAGCUGCCGGAGCUUUAUGUAUGCUGGUGAAUUACAAUGUGAACAUAGGAGACUGACACCCUUAAUAGGGUAGUGAUUAGAAAGUAAGCAGCCCCGCUUUGGCAGUGGUAUUUAUAGGAUGGUUGAAGAGGCCCAGAGUGCUCUGCAUAGGAUCCGGAAUGGGUGCAUUCAAAAGCCAAAAAGUCACAUUUCUGAACUGUGACCAACACCUUUCUUUCACAAGAGAAUCUCCAUCCUGUUUUCACCCCCUUGAAAUUAGUUUCAAAUGUUGAAUGCCAUUCAUUUCCCACCCUCCGAGCUGUAGCUGAAUCCCAGAGCUUAGCACAGGAGCACAGCCCUUCAAUCUGGAAGGAGGGCAGGGGAAUUCCACAGCACUGCUUGCCUUUUCUUCCUGGUAAGCCUUCACAGCCUGUGGAUAGCAUCUCUUAGCUACAAGUCACAGAAAAGACAAAAAAAAAUCCAACAAAAAAGAGUGUAGUUUUUCAAUAUUAAAUCUUUAUUAUAUACAAAAAUAUUUUGUUGGGAAUUAAGAGAAUUUCACAAUUUGUACAUUAAUAUUUUUACGCUUGGCUGUGUUUACUGUGAAAAUAUUAGCUGUGAAAAAGACAAAUGGGGGUUUUAGAAAACAAGUUACAAUUUAAAAAUGUCCUAUGUGGUAGCUGAUCAAUAGAAAGUCAGCCUGUUAUUGAGUCCCACCUCCUAGGCCUGCUCUAAAGCACUGUAUUCAAACAACAGUUAGCUGCUACUAAGUCAGCUUCAGUUUUGCACUAGAAAAUUUAUUUAAUAGUUAAGAUUGUUUUGUAGGAUAUUUUCAGCUAAUAGAAAGUGUUUCUUUACAGGAGAGCAGUUCUUCAACAUUUACAAGUUUUAAAUCCAGUUUAGUUUAAUAUUCUGUAGAAGGAAAAAAAAUAAUUCUUCAAAGCUUCCAAGAGGGAAAAACAGAUAUGAGAAUAAGCGAGGGAAAGAGAUGUACACUGACACUUUUAACACACAUUUAAAUCAAAACACUUAAACAAGGUUUGAUAGUUCUUAGCCCAGCUUGGGGUGAGAGGGUGCCAAAGUUUCUGCUUUAAAACCUAAGGAAGAGGUUCCUCCUUACUUCGGAGUACUCGUGUUACAUACAGGAGAUGCUUGCUGCAGGAGUCAGGGCCAGGGAAAGCUCAACAUGCAUUUUCAGUGGGGGAGAAAUCCCUUUCUGCAGCUCUCUCCAUAAGUAAUUGCACAAGAGGAACCAACACAAAUUGGUCAAAAAAACCCCAAAAAAACAGAAGAAAAACAACCCACAAGAAUUUUGCAGCCAAUGAUUUUGCUGCCAUUCCCAGAACUGUACAGAGCGGUGUCAUUAAUGCUGCUCUGCACGUCAUACAAGAUGUCAAAUGACUGACAAGUUACUGGGGCUGUAGGAAGAGCUCUACCAUACUCCAGGUGAGUGCUGCCUACCCAUGGAGUGCUGACUUGCAUCAGCUGUGAAGACAGCCGCACUUGUAGGGACAUGCAUUACCAUGGAGCUAAUGAAUAAAUGGGAGAAAAUGGUUCCAGGACUACUUUAACCCUAUUAUCAUUAUAGGCUGGUCCUAUUGCCCAUCCAACCUCUGCAUGAGCAGCAAAAGAAAAUCCAUACCCGACUACUAUGAGAAAAGGUUAAGAAUAUUGAGAACAAAAUUCACACUUACUUUAAAUGUACUGUAUCCUAUAAAAUAUAAAUAUUGCUGAAACUGUCCUUUAAAAAAGGAAGAAAAAAAAUCUGUUUGGAGGUAAAACUCCUCCACAGCCUUUACCAAGCUGGCAUUUUUAUGUAAGCAGGUAAAUUCCAGCUCCAGUACCAGUAAAUGAACAAAGAAUUCAGCAGUUUAUCGUGUCCGUUUGUGGAACAGUAUCCCACUGUGGUCCAAAAUGGCAAAUUCAAGUUAGCAAAUACUGUUUUAAAUACUUGCAGUAUAUUAAUCCUAAGUUCUAUUUAUCUAUUUCUAUAUAAGUCAGUGUGCAAGUACACUAAUACUAUUUGGAAGCCAAAGCUGCCUCUGAAAAUUUAUUAAUUUUACAUUUUUUUUUUAAUGCAAUACGAUUUUUUCUUUUGCAUCCUGUACAGGACUGCCAACAGCAAGUUCCACUGUUCUUAAGUACCAAUGCUUACGUUGACCACUGUGUCCUCUGAAGGAGGCAAGGUGAGAAUCCCAGACAGUUCACAUUAGAAAGAUUGUUAAAGAUGCGAAAACCAAAAAGGAUGGGGGAAAAAACAAAGAAACCAGGGCCAGAACCUCUCCACCUUCAAGCAUGACCGUCCAGCAGAGAAAUCAAAGUCCCUUUCACUGAAGAAAUCUUGUUAAUAGCCCAGGAGAGGUUUUCUGUAAGAACUACAGGGAUAUUUAAGGCAAGAGGUCUGGCAGACUAGAAGUCUCUUGUAUCCAGUAACCGCUAUCUAAACGCAGAUAAAUCAAUCUCUGAACACUUUUGCAGAAGAAGCAUUGUUAAACUUGGCAAUAACAACACAAUGCUUUAACCCUUCAGAAUUUGGGUGAGGCAAGAAACCCUGCAUGAAGCAAAUACUCAUAUUAGCAUGACAGAUGUGACAGACUUCCCCCUGUAAUUAGUGUUAAAACUGUACCUACAGGCACAAAAAGUGACUGGGCAACUACUGCAGCAGGCACUGUACAUGUUUUGAGAAUUGGCAUCUGCCUCCAAGUUCAGUCUGAAAGAUGAAGAUAGAUGAAGACUAGAUGGGAAGCCAAGGAAUAGGGAGAGAAGGUCGGGUUGGAUCAUGUUCACAGUAAUGGCUUGUGUAAAAACAUAACCCAGCUCUCCUGGUUUCCGGAGUUGUGUCUACUUGUCCUUCUCCACUGGUCCUUUGCAAACUUGGCUUCAAAGGGGCCCUAGCCUGGAAUUUUCUGUCUUUAAAAGUUAAAAGAAAACAUCCUAUUUAUUAUCUGAAUCAGUCUUAAAAAAAAAACAACCAUACAAACAAACCAUGGAACACUUCCUGAACGCUGAG
Tympanuchus pallidicinctus (lesser prairie-chicken) is the source of this 8389-nucleotide messenger RNA. RefSeq names its product gasdermin E (gene GSDME). The coding region runs from base 1750 to 3267 and encodes 505 amino acids. The record is from RefSeq and is a predicted model, not a curated record. Gene Ontology annotation, biological process: programmed cell death. The transcript has 10 exons. Gene Ontology annotation, cellular component: cytoplasm. Lineage: Eukaryota; Metazoa; Chordata; Aves; Galliformes; Phasianidae.